Acanthoscelides obtectus is the source of this 1751-nucleotide messenger RNA. NCBI's taxonomy places the organism in Eukaryota, Metazoa, Arthropoda, Insecta, Coleoptera, Chrysomelidae. The record is from the annotation of a GenBank genome assembly.
CAACAGUCGAAAAUUUAACAGCUACUGGUUCGUACGUAAAAUAGAUCUCAGUUGUGGGGGAAUCAACGUUUAAAUUCUUCUAGGGAGGAUUUUUGGAAUGUAUUGUAUUUAUACAUCUAACUAGAGGUAUAAGAGUAGCAAACCGUAUUGCAUCCCAAAAUAUAUUGGUUAAUUAAUUGCAUGCCACAAAGGUGUACCCAGCUCAAAACAAAAAGUUGUCUAUCAUGCUGCUUUCUAUUUUAAUUUCAGUUAUAUAGAGUCUUCCACGACGAUUUGACAAUUUUAUAUGGAAAAUUACUAGAAUUACUUUUAUUCAAGCAAGCCAAAUGUGAACCCUGUUUUGAAACAAAUUGUACAGAAGGAUUUAUAUAUACUUCAGAGCGAAUGCAAAUGCCCCUCAUCUCGAUAUAAUAAAUUCUGGGUAAAUUUUUUUAGUUAUAAGUCUACAGAAGAAUUUGGGAAGGGAUGAAAACAUCGUCAAAAUGGGUAUGACCAGUUCUUUGCAACACUUAAUUGGUUAUUGCAAAGAUCGAUAAUUUUUUGUUGAAAAGUGCAUAAGUGCAUAUGAAAUAAUAGCCAAAAGUUAAAACCUUUGUAGCGAUUGAGAUCGAAAAAAAUCUUCAAAAAUGUUCAACCUAUCCAGCGAUAUAACUGCUGCAACAAAUUAGACAUACAGGCUUAACAUAGUCUCAAGGCUAUGCAGGUGAGUUUACAGUCGCAGACUGUCUAUCGCUUACUGCUACGCUCAUUUCUUUCUUAGUCGGUGUCUGUGAUGGAUCAUCCAGUGAAGGAGUACUUUGACUAUGCCUUGCAGCUAGUCAAAGAAGCAGGAAAGGUGCUUCUAACUGCCGAAGACUACCAAGUAGAGUGUAAGAGUGAGGUGUACGAUUUAGUCACUGUAUACGAUAGACGAAUUGAAGAAGUGUUGGUGAGGAAGCUAAAAGAAAAAUGGCCCGAUCACAAGUUCAUUGGUGAAGAAGAAUCAGAGGCAAGCGGUAUUCCUGAGCUUACCGAUGACCCCACAUGGAUUAUCGAUCCCAUAGAUGGUACAGCGAACUUCAUAAGACAAUUGCGAAUGUCUGCCGUGUCUGUUGGAUUGGUGAUUCGAAAACAGCAGACGUUAGGGAUAGUUUACAAUCCAUUUACGAAUGAGUGCUAUACGGCGAUCAAGGGACAAGGCGCGUUCCUUAAUGGAAAAAGAAUACGUACUAACGGCGAAACAGAUAUAUCGAAAGUCGUAUUUGCCUACGAAAUAUCAUUAGCAAGGAAUCCAAAGUAUCUCGAUCUGUACAUGUACAGACUGAAGCAUCUAAUGAGAGUAGUAAGUGGUAUUCGCUCGUUUGGAACAGCAGUUAUAAGUGCGUGUUAUGUGGCAGAUGGCAGGCUUGAUGCUUACCAGUGUGAUGGUUUGUACCCGUGGGACGUUGCUGCGGCGGGUCUUAUUGUUACAGAAGCUGGAGGCCAUAUCUGUGAUACUUCAGAUUCAGGAAAGGCUUUUGAUUUGAUGGACCCGAACUUUUUGGUGGCUGCGUCGAAAGCAUUAGCUGACGAAUUUUUGAUUCACGAAAAGAAAGCAGACGAGGAAAGGAUUAAUGCUAAGAAUAUCAAAGCGAUAUUCGCUUGAAAAUGAUUGUACAUAUUUCCUCCAUUUGUAUAUACUUAGAAACAGGUAUUUAAUCAUUAAAUGUAAAAACAUUAGAAUAAAGUCUUAAGAUAGUACGCUGUUGAUAUGACACUGAUUUCACAAACUG